Messenger RNA from Oppiella nova, 411 nucleotides. The record is from the annotation of a GenBank genome assembly. Lineage: Eukaryota; Metazoa; Arthropoda; Arachnida; Sarcoptiformes; Oppiidae.
AUGAACCCUGAUCACGAUCCAAUCUACCGUGCCGACUGCCCAAGCCGUGCCAUUCUCGAUCAAAUCGCAGACAAAUGGUCAAUGCUGGUUUUGAUGGUGUUACAUGAACCACGUCGCUUCAACGCCAUCAAACGGCGCCUUGAUGGUAUUACCCAACGUGUAUUGACACAGACACUUCGCAAGUUAGAACGCAAUGGUAUGCUGACACGCACCGUUAUAGAUGGGAAAACGCUAGGCGUGGAAUAUGCCUUGACGCCACUUGGUCAAUCACUCAAAUUGCCUUUUAACGCGCUCUACGACUGGACCGUCGAGAAUAUGGACACCAUUCAGGUGUGCCAAUCUCGCUAUGAUCAAUCUGAUGAUGCUAUUCGCACAGAUACCACUCAGGAAUCAGGCAUAACGUUGAAAUAA